AACAAGCUGGAGCUGUAGGAACAAUUUGUAUUUGAAAGAGGCAACACAGAUUGCCCAGAAACGGUCCCUGAGUAGGCUGUGCUCUUUGAUGAGGUGGAGCCAGUGCGGGAAAACAGACCAAAAUCAACCGCAUUCGCUAGAGGAAACCGAAUGGAUGGAAUCCCUCCUUUUCUUAGCCUAGGAAUGGGUCAACGGUCAUGGGCUGCGACGGAAGAGACUUCCGUGAUACAGAAACAUCAAGCGCGAGCGAAAGCCUGUAGCGGGAGCACAGGAUGUACGCAGGCGUAUUUCCCUCCUUGCGCAAAGACUGAUAGGCGCAGGAGAGUCCCCACCUUCCCGGAGAAAAGUCUCAGCUGAUCCAGGCUAACUGCAGCCGCCGGGGGUGGGAGGUCAGAAAAGUUGUGUGUAGGUUCCCGGGCCGAAUCGUCCAUCUGCUUGGAGGGCUUUGUAUUUCUUCCGCUACUAGUAGCUCCCCACCGUAGUGCGGUCGUUGCGUAUUGCUCCUGCUUGGUUUUUGCCUUGGAGUCGAAGAUGCUAAGAACGGCUCGUUGCUGGCUCGGGGUCCUGCUCCUCGUUGCUUUGUGGAGGAGUGGCUGGACGGCGGCUCUCGCCCCGCCGAAGGUCUACAGUCUGCGGGGGAGCUGGAGCCUGAGCAACGGAAACGGCUCGCUGGCGCUGAGAGGAGAUGUCCCCGGGUGCGUGCACACCGCUUUGCUCCAGCAGGGUCUCAUCCAGGAUCCUUAUUAUAGAUUUAAUGACCUGGCCUACACAUGGAUCUCCUUGGAUAACUGGACAUACAGCAGAAAUUUCAAAACUCCUUUUGAUGCCAGUGCAUGGCAAAAAGUGACUUUGAUUUUUGAGGGAGUGGACACAGUAGCACAGAUUGUGGUCAAUAACAUCACUGUUGGGAGGACAGACAACACGUUCACCAGAUAUAGCUUUGAUAUUACUGAUGUGAUCGAGGAGGUCAAUGCAAUCCACAUUCAUUUCUUCUCAGCUGUUUGGUAUGCUGCAGAGCAGAGUAAAAUUCACCAGGCAUACACGGUGCCUCCUGAAUGCCCUCCACCUGUUCAGAAAGGACAGUGUCAUGUUAAUUUCAUCAGAAAGGAGCAGUGCUCAUUUAGCUGGGACUGGGGCCCCUCUUUCCCUACUCAGGGAAUUUGGAAGGACGUUAGAAUUGAAGCAUAUAAUCUUUGUCAUCUGGUCUAUUUCGCUGUGACUCCUCACUAUGUGCGAGACGCUCAGCGGUGGAGUCUCAAAAUAGAGUCAGAGUUUGAUGUCAUCAGCUCAAAGCCAAUUGCUGGUCUCGUGACUGUGAGCAUUCUUGAGCUGCAGACGCACCGGACAUUCGCUGUGGAGCUUCAUCCUGGGAAAGGCAACAUUGUGCUGCUCAUAAACAUGAGUAAGAGUGUGGCACUGGAGCCUUGGUGGCCAAGAGGACAUGGAAACCAGACCAGAUACAACAUGACAACCACAUUCAUUAUAGAAGGAGGAUACAAGAUUGAGAAGCUUUCUAAGGUCUAUUUCCGAACAGUAGAACUUGUAGAGGAGCCCAUUCCUGGGUCACUUGGUUUGAGUUUUUAUUUCAGAAUCAAUGGACUCCCUGUUUUUAUGAAAGGAUCCAACUGGAUUCCAGCCGAUUCUUUUCAAGACAGAGUGUCCUCUAAAAAGUUAAGACUCCUCUUACAGUCAACAGCUGAUGCCAACAUGAAUAUGCUCCGGGUUUGGGGAGGAGGCAUAUAUGAACAAGAUGAGUUCUAUGAUAUCUGCGAUGAACUAGGAAUCAUGAUUUGGCAGGACUUUAUGUUUGCUUGUGCCCUUUACCCAACUGACCUCAGCUUCUUAGACUCAGUAAGAGCAGAAAUUACUCAUCAGGUAAAGAGGCUAAAAUCUCAUCCAUCUAUCAUUAUAUGGAGUGGUAACAAUGAAAACGAAGCAGCAAUUGCAGGCAACUGGUUCUCCAUUCCACGUGCAAAGAUGCACAUUUAUUUCAAGGAUUAUGUCACACUUUAUGUAAAGAAUAUCCAAGAGAUUGUUCUUGCUGAAGAUGAGACUCGCCCGUAUAUUACUUCCAGCCCUACCAAUGGUGUGGAGUCGGCCAAGGAAGGCUGGCUGGCCCAUAAUCCUUAUGACACUCAUUAUGGAGAUACUCAUUACUACAACUACCUGAGUGACUGCUGGGAUUGGACCACCUACCCCAGACCACGGUUUGCCUCGGAGUAUGGCUUUCAGUCCUGGCCUUCCUUCAGUACCUUAGCACAGGUAUCAUCCGAGGAGGACUGGUCUUACACAAGCAACUUCUCCCUGCAUCGGCAGCACCAUGCUAAGGGCAACGACCAAAUGCUUCAACAGGCAGGCCUCCAUUUUAAGCUGCCACAGGAAACAAACCCCCUCAAGAACUUCAAACAUUUAAUCUACCUCACUCAGGUUAUGCAGGCUCAGUGCAUAAAAACAGAAACGGAGUUCUAUCGUCGCAGCCAAAGCGAGAUAAUCAGCGGGGAGGGACGAACCAUGGGCGCGCUGUAUUGGCAACUCAAUGAUAUCUGGCAGGGUCCUUCCUGGGCUUCUUUGGAAUAUGGCGGCAAGUGGAAGAUGCUCCAUUAUUUUGCCCAGCGUUUCUUUGCUCCUUUUUUGCCGGUGGCCCAUGAGGCUGAAGACGUCCUCUACAUAUACGGUAUCUCAGAUCUUCACUCAGACUAUGAGCUGACACUCAGAGUCAGUCUGCAUGAUUGGAGUUUGAUGGAGCCAGUGUGUACCUUGGCUGAAGAGGGUGUGGUCCUUAAGGGAGGAGCAGGUGCCCCCAUCUACAAGGAGCCCAUCAGUGAGCUUCUGAAAAGAUGUGGAAAUUGUACUAGACAAAGCUGUGUUGUCACCUUUUACCUUAAGGGUGAAGAACUCUCCAGUUCAAGCAAUUACUUCUUUCUGUCCUCACUGAAGGAUGCAGUUGGACUAAAGAAUCCACAGCUUCUUGCUUCUGUUUCCCAAGAAAGAGAUCAGUUUCAGAUUAUCCUGGAAACAACGGCCAUCGCUCCUUUUGUGUGGUUGGAUGCUGGGAAUGUCCCAGGGAGAUUCAGCGACAAUGGUUUUCUUCUAACGGAGAAGCGAAAAGUCCUGUUGUUUUACCCUUGGGAGACCACUAGUGUGAAGGAACUGGAAAAAUCACUCAGCUUAACAUCACUAACAGACAUUUCCUGAGGAAAACCCUGAAGGAAGACAAAACUUAAUGGAAACAGGAUUGCAACUCUGCAGCAAGAGAUGCACAAAGUGGGGCCGUUAAAUAUAAUUCUUGUGCCAGCUUCUUGCACACUUGGGACUCUCUUGUUCAACAGACUGAGCCCAAGGGCAGCUCAGCACAUCUACAGACUGAGGCUAUUUAAAAACAAAAAAAGGAAAAACAAAAGAAAGGUCAGAUGAGCACAUAUGCUAAGAGAGCGUCAUGAGAAUAGGAAUAUGGCAGUCAAAGAAUAAUUGAUGCUUUGAGUAAAUUCCAUUCCUCUAUAUUCCAGAAUCAGGGCUUGUGUUUCAGAUGGAAAGGUGUGCUGCUUCAGAAAUAGACUAAGGAGUCACACCCAAGCAAGGCUCAAAUUACAGGGGAAGUGUGCGGUGGUGAUGGUGGUCCUACCUUUUGUGCAAGUCCUAGCUGCUGGGGCUAGUCAAGGUGGGACUUGUUGAUUUCACUAAGAGGCUCACUGUCUCUCCCCCCCCCCCCCCCCAGAGCAGGUCCCCAAGGCAAGCUGAAAGUUCGCAACAUGGAGAGGUGGUACCCAGCUCACAGUUUAAGGUAGUAAUGAUGCCUGGAACAAAAAUCCAGGCAGCACUGCUGCCUUGGACCUGUUCUGUGUGCUGCUUCGUUGUUGUUAUGUGCCUUCAAGUAGACCACGACUUAUGGCGAUCCUAUAAAUCAGCAACCUCCAAUAGCAUGUGUGCUGCUAAAGAUGCCAAAGAGAGAGAGAGAGAGAGAGGGAUGAGGCUGUGGGCCUAAAACAGAGUGUUUUUCCUUUACUACUGAGUAUUCUUGGCCAGCAGGUACUCAUUGGAAGAAAGCCUUUGAAGUCCGUGACUAUAAUUUUCUGGUCAGUUUGAACUGUGGCACUUCGCAGCUAAGCACCAAUUAAAAGGAAGGGAAGUGGGGGGAGCGUCAGGAGAGGAUGCCUUCUCAAACUGGUCCACUUAGAUGGUUCCCGGAGGAGGAGGAGCUAUGAGAGUCUGCAGCAAAAACAACCAAGUAUUGUGCCAUCUUAAACAGGCUAAUCCACAAAAGCAAUACCUUCAUCAUCAAUUACUGCUACUCUGAAGGGUCCCUUUAUAUAUUUAAACUUUAAUUGUAUCAUCACAGGCUGUACUUUUGUAUUCCAUUGCCAUUUAACUCCAACUUUUAUGUUCCCUGUCCCCUUCAUACCCAUAGACCUGAAGCCUAAGGAUCACACGUCCUGCAUCUGAUGUGAUUAUGAAUGCUCAUGUUGUAACAAAAUUUGUUAUUUAAGGGUGCCACAAGACUCUGUUGUUUUUAGUCCACUUAGGCUCUUUCUUUUCAAUAUUGUUUUUUAAGCACCUCUGCCAAUUUACGUGCUAGUCAAAAACAGUAUACCAAAGUAUCCAGCUCACACCAGUCUGACUCUCCAUUGAAAAAAGGUAUCAAUAUUUUCUCAUACUUCAAAAGGAUUGCUUGUAUUUGUACUGUCAUCAGCACAUAUAAUUGCCUCUAUCUGUGUUCUGACUUUCUUUACCUCUUAAGGAGUUCAGGAGGUAGCCCAGCCUUCUUGUAAUCCUAAAGAAGCUACUGCAAACAUUUUGCAAGACUGUAGGCCUUACUCAGGUACCCUUAAGAAAAGAAAAAUACCUCAUUACCCUAUUGAUGCAUUACUGUUCUAGGUUAUGAGAGCUAUCUCAUCAAACUAAUGGGAGGAAGUUGCCACCAGCAACUUUGUUGCAUCUCAUGUGUGGGUCAGCACAUAAAUACUGAAAAUGAUAUGAAUUUUGCUUUUUAUUAUAAAAGUAAAAUAAAAAACAAGCAUUUAAAA
Molecule: messenger RNA, 5021 nt
Organism: Rhineura floridana
Lineage: Eukaryota; Metazoa; Chordata; Lepidosauria; Squamata; Rhineuridae
Gene: MANBA
Product: mannosidase beta
Exons: 17
Coding region: 532-3195 (887 amino acids)
Biological process (GO): carbohydrate metabolic process; glycoprotein catabolic process
Molecular function (GO): beta-mannosidase activity
Source: RefSeq, a predicted model, not a curated record